Stegodyphus dumicola is the source of this 3744-nucleotide messenger RNA. Its product is annotated as CDK5 and ABL1 enzyme substrate 2-like. Gene Ontology annotation, molecular function: nucleic acid binding. NCBI's taxonomy places the organism in Eukaryota, Metazoa, Arthropoda, Arachnida, Araneae, Eresidae. The record is from RefSeq and is a predicted model, not a curated record. Gene Ontology annotation, biological process: regulation of cell cycle; DNA integration.
UCAGCUUGCAAUUCCAAAAAAAUGACGAGUACAUCGAGAAAAAUUCAUUCCCGCCGUCGUUUAGCAGCUCUUACCUUUCUUUCCAAUAUAUCUCUGGAUGGGACUCAUCGUGAUACAAACCUUGCAGAGCUAAAUUUUAAUUUGCAUUUUAAAAGAGCACGAUCUGUCCCUGUUGAUCGUUUGGAAUUCACAACCAAAGAGAGCUGUGUGAGACCGGCGAAUACUACUGAAUGCAAGGUGAAAAAUGUGGUGGAAAAUUCGAAUGUUACCAAAACUUUGGAGUUUGGAGAAAGAAAAUUAUUUAGAAGAGAAUCUCAGGAUAAAAUUCUUGAAAAUUUUUAUCGUUUAGAUGACCAAGCGCAGUCAAAAAGUAAAGAUAGAGUUCAUAAAUUUGUGACUGAUGCAAAAACUCGGUUAUGUAACUUAAGUCAAAAAAGGAAACAAUUAACUCAUCAGAAAUCAAUAGAAUCAUAUGGAUUACCAUCAGGGAAAAGCACUGAAAGUUUAGCAGCUGGUGGUUGUCGAAGUCGAAAAGCAUCAUUGUGCCCGUCGGAAUGUUCCUUUCUUACAGUUGCAGAACUCAAGUUUCUCAAAAGUCUUAAUGAAUAUAAGAAUGAAGCUGAAAGGAUGGUCUUAGUGUGUGGGAAGAAAUCACCAUUUGUGAUGUUUUCUGUUUUGCCAUUUAGUAAAUCUCAAGGGUCUUCAAAGAUUGAUAUAAAGUUAGAAGGCAAUCGACGGAGGCAUGCUUCCAGCAUGAGACAGUUGGCUGUAAUUAAUGACGGGCCAGAUCCUCUUGAUUUACUUUCUUUGCUGGGAGUUGAAAGACCUCAAGAAGGUCAGGACAUAUCAUAUGGUGAACUGUUAGCUCCUUCUACUAAAAAAUACAGAUGUUGUUUAGAUUCAGCGGUAGAAACAGAUAAUGCUUUCAGAUUUCCUUAUCAAGUGUACUCUACUGGGUAUUCUAUAGAUCAUGUGAGCAGGAUUCAUCCAAAAUUGUCGACUACACCACCAAAAUCUUUUGAUAAAUGUUCAGAAAGGGAAGAAAAUUUUGGAUUUAUUCACCCCUGGCACACAAGUUGUUCUGUAUACCAUCCUAAUUUACUGGAUGACCCAGAACUUAUAGCUGGCAAGCAUAGUACCCUUUUAGUUUUUCCAUCUUACAUAACAUCUGUUAUUGAUUAUGUCAAACCUUCUGAUUUAAAAAAAGAUCUAAAUGACAAAUUUCGAGAAAGAUUUCCUCACAUUCAGUUAACUCUCAGCAAACUCAGAAGUAUAAAACGGGAGAUGUACAAGAUAGCCAGGCAUGAGUGCAACAUAGAUCUUUCAGUGGUUGCCCAAGCAUUUGUUUAUUUUGAGAAAUUAAUAUUAAAGAUUUUAGUCAACAAACAAAACAGAAAACUUUGUGCUGGUGCAUGCCUUUUACUUUCUGCUAAAUUAAAUGAUGUUCGAGGGAUUGAUCUCAGAUUACUACUAGAGAAAAUUGAAAUGGUGUUCAGAGUAAAUCGCAAAGAUCUGAUGUGUUUGGAAUUUGGUGUUCUUGUAGCUCUUGAAUUUUCCUUACUCUUAAGCACUUCCGAGAUUCUGCCACAUUACCAGAGGCUAGUAUAUGAGUCUUAGAUAUAAGAAUUUGAUGUGAACAAAUGAUAUUUUUCAAAAUGUAGUUAUUAAUAUAGUCAUUUUUAAAAGUAUUAUGUAUACAUUUUUCAAAUGAAUUUUUUAAAAAUAUAGUUAAGUGUACUGCAACAUUUUUUACAAAUUAUUUUAAAUUUAUACUUUCAUGUACAAAUGAAAUACCUGGAUUAUAAUUAAGACAGUGCAAACAAAAGAUUGAAAUGUUUUGCUUUGUUCCUGUUAAAUUUUGCUUCCUAUUUCAUGUUUGCAUUUCUGUUACAAAUUGUUGUGUUAAUUAAAGACAGAGUUUGUUACUUUAUGUAAGUUAAUUUAUUAUUAGUAAGUUAAGAAUCUUCACAGUGCUGUUUUUAAAGAUUUUGUAUUUUAAUAUUUCUGUCUAAAUGAAAUAUACAAUGUGCAAAAAUAUUUUUAAAUUAAUAAAAUGAAAAUUCAAUAUAGCAACUUAAAUUUAAAAAUUAUGUAAUUUUUUAUUCUUUCAGUAAUUAUCUUUUGAUAAUAAUACACAUUAAAAAUCACAUAGUUUUUAAUAUGUAUCUUAUUUUAGACCAGUUUUCCCAAAAUAUAUGUUAUGAGUGUACAUGUCAUUUAAGUUUAAACAGAAAUAAUCCCUUCCAUUUUUUAACAUAUUAACUAUUAAGUUAAUAUUUAGGAACAAUUUUCUGUCAUUCCUUUAAUUUGGUGUACAUCAAAUGAUCUUUCAAAUGUUCAUGAAACUUUGGUUUGGUUUAUUAAUUGUUGCAGUCUUAAAUUUUAUAAAAAUGUGAGAGUUUUUUUUAGUAUAACUGUGCAUGUAAAAGAAAGUAAUUGUUUAUGAGUGUCUAAGAAGUACCUUAAAUGUUUGCUUGCAUGUAUGAUUAAAUGAGUAUUAUACUAAUUAAAACUAUACUUCCUGUAGCAGUAUAUGAACAUAACUGCAACAGAAGUAGAAUUUUUACCUUUAAGCAUUCAAUUUUUUUUUAAUUUACAUAAAGAAAGAUAUAUUUUUCAAAUAUUAGCUAGAUAUUUUUAUGUAUCUUUAUGUACUUAAAUAAAUGCAGGAUAUGCUGCAGGUGGUUUUUUUGGGGGGGUGGGGGGGUCUAUUUUGGUUGUUAUUGUGGUUGUUAAUUUUCUUUUUUAAAAGAAAUUUCAGGAUGAAUUUUAUACACUGUAAAACUGAAUUGCCACAAUAAUCUCAUGUACAAUUUUUGUUGUGUUAUACACCUUACACAUUAAAACUCCAUUGGCAGCACUGCAGCAAUACAUAAAACUGACUGAAUCUGCCAUCAGAAGGUAUCCAGUGAUUUUUUAACCCAUUGUUAUAAUUGAUCAGCCUUGAUGAUGAGUAAUAUCUAAGAUUAUUAUAAAAAGAACAUAUAUUAUAUUAUUUUUAAUACUGAUGUUUUGAAAAUGUUUUAGUUACUCAUAUUAAAAAGAAUACUAUUGCAAUAUUAGUUUUUGAAUAAUUUUUCUGAUUUUUGAUAACUACUGAGAAGUAACCAUUCAAAGUGGAUAUAUUUAAAUGUUAAUGUUUUGUAAAAAUGUGCUGAAAAUAUAAAUAGAUUAUAUGAUUUUGCAGUAUAAAAAAUGAAAUUGAAUUUAGAAUUAUUUGUUAUGUAAAGCAAAAAUAAUCACUUUAUGUGAAUUUUUCUUCUUCAUAAUGUGAAAUAACGUUAAAAAAUUAAGUUCUGUUUCAGAAGUUCAUGAGUUAAUGAACUUGGUUGUUGUGCUCUUAUGUAGCAAAGUUAUAGAGAAACAAAUCAAAUUAUAUCACAAACCAAAGUAUCAGUGUUGAAAUCUGUUGUCUUUGAUUGUUAACUAUGUGUGUUGUUAAUCUUGUUAAUGUUUUCAGUGUUUUAGCCUAACAGAUUAUUAUUUUUUUAUUGCAGUCAUGUACAAUUAUUUUACUCAUUACAUGUAAUCAUGCAUGGUAUAAGUAUGGUUUAAGUAUCAAGAAUGGUAGAAAGUUUUGUUAUUAGUAUGUUCUAUGAUGUUUUAUUAAGCGAUGUACUUUAAACACCAUGCUGAGGUAAUAUAAAUUGAGUUAUACGUUUAUUACUGAUAUGAAAAAAUUGUUUGGCCAUGUUAUUGAUGUUAAAAGUGCUAAGGUGAAUUACUAAAAGUAGUUAUAAUACU